AUGCGCGACGACGAGGUCGAUGAAUCUCAUCAGUUUAUUCCUAUAUUGAUAUAUAAUAUAGUGGCUGUUAUUGGCUCUUUUUAUUCUAUUCCAAUUUUAAAAAAGAGAACUGGUACGCCUGGUGAAUUUAAAACACAAUCUAUUCUUGAUUCUAAACACCCUCAACGCUGUCAAGAACAGUUUCGACAGCGUGGAUCCGUUCGUGGUACAGCUGAAGCUUUUUCUCAUUCUGAAGAAACAAUCCAUAGAUGGUUUUAUGAAGUUUUAGAUGCUAUCAUGAUAUUAUAUCCAUUCGUAGUAAAGUUACCGGAUCCAACUAUACAAUCAGCUUUACCUAGAGUGAAAGAGAAUGAAAAAUAUCGUCAAUAUUUUGCGAAUUGUCUAGGCGCUCUCGAUGGGAUCUUUAUUCCAGCGACAGUACCCUUCGAAGAUCGAUCUGCCUACUUCAAUCGAAAGGGAGUCACUUCACAAAACGUUUCUUUUCCGAUUCUAAACACGUUUUCAAAACUAUUACUCUAUGAAAAGAUUUUACAUGGUUCUUGGAAUUAA
This is a messenger RNA of Botrytis porri, 549 nucleotides long. RefSeq lists its product as uncharacterized. Bases 1 to 549 code for a protein of 182 amino acids. The record is from RefSeq and is a predicted model, not a curated record. Lineage: Eukaryota; Fungi; Ascomycota; Leotiomycetes; Helotiales; Sclerotiniaceae. The transcript is spliced from 3 exons.